Cladophialophora immunda is the source of this 2806-nucleotide messenger RNA. RefSeq lists its product as uncharacterized. The transcript has 4 exons. Gene Ontology annotation, cellular component: peroxisome; mitochondrion. Bases 305 to 2245 code for a protein of 646 amino acids. The record is from RefSeq and is a predicted model, not a curated record. Gene Ontology annotation, molecular function: carnitine O-acetyltransferase activity. Gene Ontology annotation, biological process: carnitine metabolic process. NCBI's taxonomy places the organism in Eukaryota, Fungi, Ascomycota, Eurotiomycetes, Chaetothyriales, Herpotrichiellaceae.
UGCCAGUCCGCAGCCCGCAGCCCUGGGCGGCUCUCGGUCUCUCCCUUUUCGCAACCGUCAAGCCGUUGACUCCAGCGCGAAAAACACCGUCCUAACUGACUUCGCCGCGGCAAUUCAAUCCUCUUUCUCGCCUCGUGUGCCCUUCGCCUGCAUCUCUCGUCCAAUGCUCUCCGAAUCCCCUCCGAUCUAAAAACUGUCGCGUCACCUUCGAUCGCUCGCUAUAUCCAGCCAUAGACUUUUUUUUUCGGUGCCAGUGCUGUGUCCCUCCUUGCUUUUACUCUUUCUUGACUUUGUGUUUUUGGGGAUGUUUCCCACACUGCCUCGACUAGGAGCACAAACAACUCUUCGUGCCAUCCCCCGUGCUUCUCCAUCUUCGGCUGCUCUCAAGGCCUUCGCCAUGGCUCCUACAAACAAGCGGAAGGCCUCGAACAGGCCUCAAUUCUGGGUGACUGAGGAAUACCGAGAAGACCUCUCCAAAGGCCCCAUGCUCCGGUUCGAGGAAUCUCUCCCCAGACUACCGGUCCCUUCCCUCGAAGAAACCUCCGCCCGCUAUCUGAAAAGCCUGCACCCUCUCCUGACCAAGGAGGAGUAUGCUGCUUCCGAAAAGGCCGUAGCUGAUUUGAACAAACCGGGAGGCAUUGGCCAGAAGCUGCAGGAGAGAUUAAUAGCCAAGGCACAAGAUCCCAAUGUCAAGAACUGGAUAAUUGACUGGUGGAACGAGGCUGCAUACCUGGGCUACCGUGACCCUGUGGUGCCCUAUGUCUCUUACUUCUACUCCUUCCGCGACGACCGCCGAAGAAGAAACCCUGCCAAACGUGCCGCUGCCAUAACAACCGCGGCUCUCGAGUUCAAGAGACAGGUUGACGACGGGACUCUGGAGCCCGAGUACAUGCGCAAGAAGCCCAUGGCCAUGAGCAGCUACCAGUACAUGUUCAACACCUCUCGAGUCGCCGCCAACCCCGUCGAUUAUCCCAUUCAGUACCCCGCCGCAGGCAACGAGCACAUUAUUGUCAUGCGAAACAACCAGUUCUGGAAGCUUCAGACCCACGUGUCUGGCAGGCAACUCAACACCUCCGAGCUCGAGCUCCAGUUCAAUAAGGUCUACAAAAAUGCCCAGCUGGCCGACCCCAUCGGGGCCCUGACUUCUUUCCCCCGCGAUCAAGGCGCGACAGCCCGCGAAAACCUCCUGGCCGCAUCUCCAUUGAACGCCGAAGUCCUGAAACAGAUCGAGUCUUCAUCCUUUUUCGUGUGCUUAGAUUCCAGCAUGCCCAUCACCCUCGAAGAACGCGCUCACGUCUACUGGCACGGCGACGGCUCGAACCGAUGGUACGACAAGCCUGUCCAAUUCAUCAUCAACGAUAACGGCACCGCCGGCUUCAUGGGCGAACAUUCCAUGAUGGAUGGCACACCGACCCACCGUCUUUGCGACACAGUGAACGCCUACAUCACUCACAACAAACUUGACUUUGACAACCCGUCCAUCCGUUCCGACCUGCCCGACCCUGUUGCCUUGAAGUUUGAAACCUCCGCAGCCGUGCUUGACGACGUGGCCAGUGCGCAGGCCCAGUUCCGUCAAGUCAUUGCUUCCCACGACCUCCGCGUGCAAGCAUACCAAGGCUACGGCAAGGGACUGAUCAAGAAGUUCAAGUGCUCCCCGGACGCGUACGUGCAGAUGGUCAUCCAGUUGGCGUACCACAAGAUGUACGGCAAGAACCGACCCACAUACGAAUCCGCCGCAACCCGCAAGUACCAGCAGGGCCGAACAGAAACCACGCGCACGGUCUCCGAUGAGAGCGUGGCGUUCUGCAACGCCGUGGCCGACCCGUCUGUUUCUCGCGAGGAAUGCGAACGUCUCUUCCGUGCUGCUGUUCAAGCACAUGUCCAAUAUACCGCUGAUGCAAGCGACGGGUAUGGCGUGGACCGUCAUCUAUUCGGAUUGAAGAAACUCAUCCAGCCCGGCGAGGAGACGCCCGAGGUCUUCACCGAUCCCGCGUACACCUACUCGAGCACCUGGUAUAUCUCGAGCAGCCAGCUGAGUUCAGAGUACUUUAACGGCUACGGAUGGAGUCAAGUUGUGGACCAAGGAUGGGGUAUUGCUUAUAUGAUUAAUGAGAACAGUUUACAAUUCAACAUUGUCUCCAAGAAACUCGGCUGUGAACGGAUGAGCUUCUACCUCAACGAAGCCGCCAACGACGUCAGAGACAUGCUCCUCCCCAGCAUGGAGACGCCCAAGGCCAAGCUGUAAACGGCGACACAGCGCGAUCGACCUUUAAAAACUUUCCUUUGUUUGACGAUGGGUGGAGUGGCAGACACCGCAUCAACCCCAGCUGGCCUGCCGCGAGCAUCUAAGAGCACAUAAUGCGCGAGCCACGGGUCAGCCAGCCCGGAGGGUGGUCGUGCCGAGGAUGCGAGAUGGUUGCAUUUGUUCUUGUUGCCUGGGAUCCGAGACCGAGCUUGAUAGGCUGGCUCCCACCAGCAGGGUAUCUGACGUCCGGGACAAAGCCAAGAGGGGAUAGAUCUCUCUCUAUCUUGUGUUUGUGUGCUUUUUUGUUCAGUGGGUGCGCCCCACCCACCGCAUCGCUUUGCUUUUUCUUUUCAUGGGCAGCACAGUGCACAUACGCCAUGUCGUGGGGGCUUGCAUAGAGAAAUGAAUGGGGGAGAGACAUCGAUGCGAGCCAGACAUAUUCGCAGGUGAUGUUGUGUCAAGGGGGGAAGGGGAAGGCAAUGUACGAUACCAUAACUGAUAUUGCCGUUUAUUUUGCAGUUUGCUGGGGUAUUUAUAUUACAUUGCAAACUUUGAAGCCGA